Cyprinodon variegatus (sheepshead minnow) is the source of this 1426-nucleotide messenger RNA. Its product is annotated as hemicentin-2-like. The record is from RefSeq and is a predicted model, not a curated record. Lineage: Eukaryota; Metazoa; Chordata; Actinopteri; Cyprinodontiformes; Cyprinodontidae. Bases 74 to 988 code for a protein of 304 amino acids. Gene Ontology annotation, biological process: cell adhesion. The transcript is spliced from 5 exons. Gene Ontology annotation, molecular function: integrin binding.
UGUAGAGUUGCCAGGGUUGUUCAAGUUGGAAUUUUCUGCCCAUCGACUGCUAGUGAAGAAUAAAACAAUUAUCAUGGGAAACAACUUUCUUGUUUGGAUUCUGAUAUUUUGCUUGCUUCAUUCAGUGUCAGGAGAAGGCUGUUCCCUCAUCCUCAAGCCGUCGCGGGUUGUGUUGGGCUUUGGGGAGUCGGUAUCAGUCAGCUGUGAAGCUGCACGGCCGGUUCGUGUCCUGGGCUGGGAAUCAGCCAUCAGUGCAGUGCACACGCAGGAGGACCGAUCUGUCCAGUGGAAGGUAGACAGUCUGAUUGACUGGAUAGAGGAGCCCAUCUGCUAUGGAGUUUUUUUCACAGCUCCGAGACAAUGUGAGGAGAAACUCAACCUUGUCCUCUACAAAACUCCAGACAGCAUCUCGAUCAGACAGGCAAACCACAGUGGCCCCAUGGUGGAAGGGAAAGAGUACCAGCUGCUUUGUGAAGUUCAGAACAUUGCUCCUGUUCAGUACCUCACACUGAGGUGGUACCGAGGCCAGACUGAGGUUUAUCAGCAUUCUUUCUCUGAUCUAACAUCUUCUUCACCCGUCCAAGUUUCCUCUACCCUUGUCAUCACUCCAACAAAAGCUGAGAAUGAUGCAGAGUAUAAGUGUGUAGCAGAGCUGGAGCUUGGACCAGAGGGACCACAGCCCCCUCCUACUCUGGCCUCAGAGCCUCUCACCGUGUCCAUAUACUUUCCACCAACACUUCUGAGCCCAGAAACAGAGGUUUUAGACUUUACAGCUGGAGAAGAAAUCACCCUAAAUUGCACAGCCACAGGAAACCCUACGCCUGUAUACAGCUGGCAAUCAUCCCAUCCUAUAGAGGAGAGAUUGAAGGAGAACGCAGUUAUCACUUCCACCUCUCUACUCCCAGGCACCUACACAUGCACUGCCUCUAACACUCUGGAAAAAAAGAGCAAGCAGUUCAUUAUCAAAGAAAAGAUCAAAGGUGUUUGAAGCUUGCUUAUCUUGGGAUGGAUGAGUUGGCCUGCUGUCUGACUUAAGGGGAAAAUUGCACCGCAUUGCUUUUACUGUUGACGCUUUGAGAAUGAUGACAAAUUGAUGAUUCAGUGAGUGUUGAUGAGGAUCAUGUUACCAUUCCUAGUUAGAUAUCAUAGAAGAAAAACUGCUAUGUUUGGUAACUUGUCAUUUAAUAUAUAUUUGUGUAGAUUUAGGAUAGAUUUCAUAUUUUAGGAUUCACAUGUUAUAUUUGUUGUGUAAUUUAUAUUUCGGCUAGUCUUAUUUACCUACUAAUGUAAUCAAGUCCUGUAACAUUUCAAAAACACAGCUACUACUGGCACAGCAACAGAUAGCAGCACGGAGAUACUGUAAAUAUGAGUUGUUUCUUGAUUGUAUUAUCUUUAUCAAAAGAUGUUCAAUAAAAAGAAGGUUUUU